Durio zibethinus is the source of this 1045-nucleotide messenger RNA. Its product is annotated as agamous-like MADS-box protein MADS2. Gene Ontology annotation, molecular function: DNA-binding transcription factor activity; protein dimerization activity; RNA polymerase II transcription regulatory region sequence-specific DNA binding. NCBI's taxonomy places the organism in Eukaryota, Viridiplantae, Streptophyta, Magnoliopsida, Malvales, Malvaceae. Gene Ontology annotation, biological process: positive regulation of transcription by RNA polymerase II. Gene Ontology annotation, cellular component: nucleus. The record is from RefSeq and is a predicted model, not a curated record.
GCAAACAUAGAAAACUUCAGCUGAACAUGUAUACUUGACUUAACAUGUCAGUCAGGUUUUUUCCACAAUCUCUCUUUUUUUAUCUCUCUCCUACCAUCGACUCUCUUUUACCCCUUUUAGUAACCUAAAGAACAUGAACCCACAAAAAGUUCUCUCACCGCUUAGCCAAGACUAGAAAGAAAGGUGAAGGGAGAAGAGAAAUAAAGUAGGUGAGAAGAAAAAAUGGGGAGAGGGAGAGUUGAGUUGAAGAGAAUAGAAAACAAAAUCAACAGGCAGGUUACAUUUGCUAAGAGAAGAAAUGGGUUGCUCAAAAAAGCCUAUGAGCUCUCUGUUCUCUGUGAUGCUGAGGUUGCUCUCAUCGUUUUUUCUAACCGUGGCAAGCUCUAUGAGUUUUGUAGCAGCUCUAGCAUGAUGAAAACACUUGAAAAAUACCGGAAGUGCAGUUAUAGUACACUGGACACCGCCCAAUCAAUCAGAGAGACACAGGCCAGUUAUCAGGAAUAUUUGAAGCUAAAAGCAAGAGUUGAGGUCCUACAGCGAUCUCAGAGAAACCUUCUUGGUGAGGAAUUGGGUCCAUUGAACACAAAGGAUCUUGAGCAGCUCGAAAAUCAACUGGAGACAUCCUUGAAGCAAAUAAGAUCAACAAAGACUCAAGCCAUGCUUGAUCAGCUUGGUGAUCUUCAAAAAAGGGAACAAAUGCUGGUUGAAGCCAACAAAUCCAUGAGAAGGAAGUUGGAGGAAUUGAGUGCGCAAGUUCCUCUUCAACUAGCAUGGGAAACUGGAGAGCAAAUCAUUCCAAACAAUCACCUCCAAGCUCAAUCAGAGGCAUUUUUCCAGCCUCUAGUGGGCAAUUCCUCCUUGCAAAUUGGAUAUAAUCCUGUUUUUUCAGAUGAAAUGGAUGUUGCAGGACAUAACCAAAAUGUCAGUGGAUACUUUCCAGGAUGGAUGCUCUGAUUAUAAAACCCUCACAUAUAAGAUUGAUAAUUUACUGGGUAGAAAUAUCUUCCAGCUGUUGUUGCUUUUAUUUUUCCUUUUCAAACUAUGA